UGUCUGCCAUCAAUUCAGCAACAAGUGUUGCAUUUUCAAUCAUUUUCUAUUAGUGUUAAAAUCACCUGUUGUUUUGCUUGGUAGCGGGAUUAAAUUCAAUCUUCUUCAAAGUACUCUGCCUCACUUAGUUGCUCAUUUUCUUUGCCAUUCUUUUGCAAGUGUGGAAAUAUCUGCAGACAAUGGAGGCUUUUAAUUACAGCGCACAAUUAAAUCCAUCUUCGUUUACAGCCAAGCAAGAAUGAGAUUGCUGCUGCCAAGCUCGUGUAUCUGUGAGGUGUGAACGCGGACACAAUAGCAGUGAAGGUGGGUGGGUGGGUGUGGAUUUCGCAAGGAUUUGAGGGAGAGAGGACAAGUGGGUCCCUUCUCUCUCUUUCUCUCCCAUCCUCUGUCACUCUCACUAAGCGCUGAGUGAGGAGCACCAUUUCCUCCCCACAUCUCUGUGGGCUCCUGUGCAGGCUGCAAGAGGAACACAACAACUAAAGGGGUUCAGAUCUGCAAGAAAAAGAGGGACAACAAAAAGCUUGUAAAAGAAGAAAAAAAAUUAACCUGGUCCAUUGAGGAGAUUUUUUAAAAAAACUGGUUUUCCUGUAGAGAUAUGGAUACCUUCAUGGAUGAGGAUUUCAGAGUGACAAGUAACAUUAGCCAAGCAACAGCAAGACUGGAUGAGCACAAAGGUCAAGCACUCAACCAAAGUGACCCACUGGACAUGUUUGUGGGCAUGGAACUUCUUCUGAGAUUCAAACCUCUCUUCCUACCCCUCUACUGCCUGGUAGUGGUUGUGGCUGGUGUUGGAAACUCAUUCCUGCUGGCGUGUAUCAUGGCUGACAAGAAGCUCCACAAUGCCACCAACUUCUUCAUUGGUAAUCUAGCCGCCGGGGACCUGCUGAUGUGUUUGAGCUGCGUUCCACUGACUGCCUCCUACGCCUUUGACAGCCACGGUUGGGCAUUUGGACAAUCUCUCUGCCACUUGGUGCCCUUGUUGCAAUGUGCCACAGUCUUUGCUUCCGCACUUUCUCUCACUGCUAUUGCUGUGGAUCGCUACAUCGUUGUUGCUCACCCAGUACGGAGGAGGAUCUCGGUGUGGAGCUGUGGCGCAGUGACUUUGGGCGUUUGGCUGUUAUCGUUGACUUUGGCAGCACCGCCAUCUUUCUACACUAGCUAUGUUGACCUUCGGCCCAGCGGCGUCAACCUGGUGGUGUGUGAGGAGUUCUGGCCCAACAAUGGCAACCUGCGGUUGCUCUACUCAUGCUUCAUUCUGAGCACGUCCUACAUGAUCCCAUUGCUCUCCGUCAGCAUGUCAUACUGUGCCAUCACUGUCAGCUUAAGACGCUACUCCGUUCCUGGAGAGCAAUCCAUCAGUCAACAACGAUGGAGCAAAAGGCGAAGGAAGACCUUCUCUCUGCUGGUGGCCUCCGUGUUGGCCUUUGCCCUGUGCUGGUUGCCUCUUCAGGUGCUGAAUCUGAUGCUGGAUCUGGACCCAGAGUUCCUCAUAAUAGGGAAACGCUACAUCAAUCUCUUACAAGUUUGCUGUCAUCUUCUGGCCAUGAGCUCUUCAUGUUACAAUCCCUUCAUCUACGCCUCACUGCACAGCAAGGUGCGCAUGCAUCUGAAAGGCUACCUCUGUCCCUGCCGCAACCGCAAGAGCGGAAUGGUGGAAAGACCCACGUCCAGGAGCUGAUGUUCUGAGAGACACGCAGAGUCUGCCUUUCCCCACGAGCUGACAUUUGAAUCCAAAUGUUAGAGUUUGAGGUUUAAAAAAACGAAUGCAAAACUAAUUUUCCAAAUGAGUUUGAUUCAUGCUUUUGAGUAUUAGGUGUUGUGAAGACAUUUCAUCAUCUCUUGUGCCUCACCAAUCCAAGAGCUACACAGUUCACUGCAACAAAACAAAACAGAUUAAGACUCUAAUGAUAUGAUUAAGUGAUGUUACAAUUUUCUUUUGUUUAGAUCCUUGUGUUGUUUUUGGAGAGUGGGACUGCAGGCACUGACAUUAAGGAAACUCUCGUGCUUAAAGAAAAAAAAGCAAAGUUGCAUAAACCACUCCUGGGGCCUAAUUGCUGCAGACAAAAUACAAGCUGGAGACUGAAACCAGGUGAUGGCACGAGGGUUAAAAAAAGCAGAUUAUUCAUGCAGUAAACACUUAACUGACAGAGCAAUUAUUUUCUCUUACCGUAUAUAGAUAAAAAGGACAAGAGGAGGGAGUGUGCAAAAGGACACUUAAUUAUUUUACUAUACCUCUAGUUAAGUGUUUUUCAGUUUCAUUUUUGAUAUCUGCAGCUCAUAAGUAAUCACUUACAUUUUAAUGAUGUAGAAAUGCAACCGGACCCAUUAUGUUUUUGUUGGUAUGGUAUCGUGGUGUGAGUUAUUUUCCUCUGAAAUUUUCAGGACAGGGGCCAAAAAAACCUUGACAUGCAGCAAUCCUGUUGCCAGAAUGAACAAAUGUAAUCAGUGCCAAACACAUGAAGGCUGCUGCCUCACAUGCACAGCUCUAUGUAUCUGUUUAGAAAAUGGAAAAGACUCCUCUCAUCAUACUGUUGAAAUAGGAACGCUUAUUAAUGCAAACCAAAAAAAUAAAUAAAAGUUUCAUCCACAGAAAGAGCAAUGCUUACUUUGUCAUUCAGUUUCAAAUCAUGCUUGUUGUGAAGAAAAAAAACUUCAUUUGUACUGUUGUUAACCUUCAGUGUUCAACAAAAUGUUACCGUACUGCUUGGUGCCUGACGACUGGUUUGUUUCAUUUUAUUUCUCCGUGUGAACCUUAAAACUGAUCCAGCAGUUGUCAAAUUGAAUUUGAUUUAUGUGUUCUUUGCUCAGUCCUUGAGGUUUGAUUUUUAGAGGAGGGAAGAUUUGUUUAAAACUUCAGUUUUCUUAUCUUUGUCUGAAAAGAACAGUGACAAAGAAGGAUUUCCAGCCUUCUCGAUCAUAACUCUCAUCUGAUUAGAUUAGCAAUUCAAGGCAGUCUAUAAAACAAAGAAACAACAUAGAGAAGAGCAAAGUAAUGACUGUGAUAGCAGUAAAAUUACUCAACUUUUGGCUCAAACAUAUAAGGGUGUGGAAGAGAUACACAACCAUAUUAGGACUGCUGGUGCUGGUGAGGUUCAUGAGGACGAUGCCAUUUGUCUAUGAUCAAAAUAUCACAGCAGAAGUGCUAUUUGGGAGUGGCCAUUGUCACUGUUUGGAAAAAAAAAA
Messenger RNA from Oryzias melastigma (Indian medaka), 3183 nucleotides. Its product is annotated as 7 transmembrane receptor domain-containing protein. The transcript has 4 exons. Gene Ontology annotation, biological process: G protein-coupled receptor signaling pathway. Gene Ontology annotation, cellular component: plasma membrane; neuron projection. NCBI's taxonomy places the organism in Eukaryota, Metazoa, Chordata, Actinopteri, Beloniformes, Adrianichthyidae. Bases 596 to 1678 code for a protein of 360 amino acids. Gene Ontology annotation, molecular function: neuropeptide Y receptor activity; neuropeptide binding. The record is from RefSeq and is a predicted model, not a curated record.